Messenger RNA from Ochotona curzoniae (black-lipped pika), 495 nucleotides. It is a transcript of the gene VCF2, whose product is annotated as family with sequence similarity 104 member B. The transcript is spliced from 3 exons. The record is from RefSeq and is a predicted model, not a curated record. The coding region runs from base 77 to 415 and encodes 112 amino acids. Lineage: Eukaryota; Metazoa; Chordata; Mammalia; Lagomorpha; Ochotonidae.
GAACACCAGAGCAGUCAGUCUCUCUGUGCACUCUCCAUUUGCCAACAGUAGGCACUGAGUGCCACACGUGUUUGAAAUGCUGUCAUCUGGAAGGAAGAAAAGAAAUGCCAAUAGAGAGGAUGGACAGCACUCCUACUGCAAAAGGAGUAAGAUAAACCCGGACAUCCAGGAUUCUAAAGACACAGAGUCCUCGAGCAGCCAUAAUGAAAGGAGCAGUGACCCCAACAUCCCAGAGACUUCCAGUGAAGCGAGAAACAUCUCAAACUGGACCAUCACUGAAGCCAACCCGCAGCUCCCUCAGUCCUCAAUGGAUGAGCCUACCCUAAGCCAAGACUAUUACUCCCACAUCAACCAAAUCUUAAGGGAGGCUCACUUUAACAGUAUGCAGCUGCGAGGGCAGUGUCCAAACAAAUGAACCUGCACCUUCUUCAAGCCUGAAAUGUGCUUACGAGAGCAGCUGCAUUCAAAAUAAAAUCUGGGCAUUUGCAGUCUAAA